This is a messenger RNA of Xiphophorus maculatus (southern platyfish), 714 nucleotides long. It is a transcript of the gene rec114, whose product is annotated as REC114 meiotic recombination protein. The transcript has 6 exons. The record is from RefSeq and is a predicted model, not a curated record. Lineage: Eukaryota; Metazoa; Chordata; Actinopteri; Cyprinodontiformes; Poeciliidae. Bases 1 to 663 code for a protein of 220 amino acids.
AUGGCAGCGAGUAACAUAUGGACAUUGAGACGCUUUGGGCAUUUUGUGCCACAAACUGAACGAAAGCCUUGGAAGGUUUCAGAGGCAAAGGCCAAUGAACCUAAAAUUGUCAUGACGUUGUUGGAAUCUGGAUAUUUGCUGGUGCUGCAAGGGCAAGAAAGCUUGGCCACAGUCCCUUUGCACGAUGGCUCCAACUCUCUUAAAGUACAGCACAAAUCUGAUAACCUGAUGAUCCGAUUUACUGUGAAGGGGGAGAGCCGCAUGAUAAGGAUGCAGUUUGAUGGCAGCAGCACAGCAGAGGCCGUAAAUCAGUGUUCAAGGGCUGUGGAAAAGUUGUCGGCAUAUGUUCCUGUCACCUCUCUGGAAGUUGCUGCGACACAUCCAAAUCAACCCCCCGUUGAGGUCCCACCAGCAGCACAGCAGGCAUGUCAGAGAAAGACUGGGCAGCCUGAGCCUGAAGCUGUCCACGGCUCUGUGUCCAUCAAGCGUCUUACUGAGCACUACCUGGGAGAGACUACUCUGGCUCUCCCUAACAUAUACAGUCCCUGUUCUUUGGCAUCAGGUGACUUGGAACCCAUCCUGCGGGUCUGCCUCCUGGAUCCCAGCUUCCCUGCGUUUGUAGAGAAGGUACAGGAGGAGUUGGAGAAACUGCAAGAAGAGUGAAAAAAAUCUCACCACCAGCUGAAGGCAGAAAGCUCAAGUCAGUACCAUUAU